Messenger RNA from Hylaeus volcanicus, 2138 nucleotides. Its product is annotated as CTD small phosphatase-like protein 2. NCBI's taxonomy places the organism in Eukaryota, Metazoa, Arthropoda, Insecta, Hymenoptera, Colletidae. The record is from RefSeq and is a predicted model, not a curated record. The transcript is spliced from 8 exons. Bases 383 to 2062 code for a protein of 559 amino acids. Gene Ontology annotation, molecular function: phosphoprotein phosphatase activity.
GGAUUAAGUGUCUAUUCGCGAAGGAUAGUUUUCGCGCGAAUUUUCAGGUGUUACGAUUGUUGUUGGGUGCCGCCGCCGCUACCGCGGCGCAACAUUGCACUUUCAAACUUUCGAUCGAUUUGUAGCCGAUGCAAAGAACGUAAAGCAAAACGGGCAUCGCGUACGGCUUGUCCUCCAACGCGACUUUUAUCAUGCUUCUCGAUGAUCGUUCGAUUCCGCUUUAGAACGACAUACCGUUUCUGUGAAAACGUUCGAAAACGUAACCGGGUAUCACACCGCAUAUAAAUCGAUAUAUACAUACUAGUGUGUGUACAUAGGCGUGUUUGUGUACGUGACGCUUAAACGUAGGUGUAUAUACAGGAUAAUUAAAUAUUCCUUUGAAAUGUGGUUACGAAGUGAACAUGUUGGUAGAAGACUGCGUGGUCGUUUUACUUUAAGCACUGUACCCAGAUCCAAAGUUUCCAACCAUCGAGUACAAGUUGGCAGUUUGCGAAAACUUCCAUCUAUCAGUAAUAAUAACCAUCGCAUUAACUCGCCAAACAAAUGUGGCAGGCUAACACGUUGGAGGCAUAGAUGCACACAUUUUUUGAAAGAGGCUUGUAAAGAAAAUGUUUUACAUUUUGCGAAGUCUGCGCCUAUUAGACGAGAGAGAGGACCUCGUAGAAGAAAAUGCAUAAAACGGUCAAUGGUUACUUCAACUCCAUUACAUCGAUCAUCUGCAAAAGAUGCAAUUCCUCCAUCAAAAUGCACAACAGUAUCUAAAGUUACUGACGAUUCUAAAGAAAACUGGAAUACAACUAUUUUAUCUCUAUACUCAUCCAUAUUAAAUACAGAUUCAUGUUGUUCCUCCAUAUCUACUAUAAAUGACUUUAAGCCUUCCAUUCCGAACGUAUCACCCUUGACAAAUCUAAUGCCUCCAGCAUCUAUAGGAUCGCAUUCAGACCUUUCAUAUGUAUUAGACAAUGAAGAUCCUAAGAAUAAUGAUACCAGUUCACUGUAUUAUUCUGCUUCCUCCUGCACAGAAACAGAAACAUCCGAAGAAUGCUAUAGUUUAAUACAUUCUACAUCCAUGUAUGGAGCUCGUGCUUUCUUACCAGAAAAGCAUUUUUUAAGUGGAAAAUACGCACUUUGCAACAAUAAUGAAAAUAACAGUAGUUUAUCGAAAAAUCAAUAUUCUCUUGACAGUCAUUCAUCAAAAUAUGAAUCAAGUUUUACUACUACAAAGUACAGUACAUCAACCAUGUACAGCAUAAGUCAUCACCAUUCACCUGAUACCAAUGGAAAUGUUACUGAAAAAUAUAAUUCCGAUGACAUUGUUAGCGAUUACCACAAUGUUGAAUACAUGGAAGUUGGUAGCGAAGAAAUAGUAGAAAGUUGUGAUGUGGAAAAUAUGGUUACUCAUGUGCAAGAAGACUGGGAACCAUUCGACCCGUAUGUCUUCAUUAAGCACUUACCACCUUUAACUCCAGCAAUGAGAGCCAGAUGUCCUGCUCUUCCACUCAAAACACGUAGCAGUCCAGAAUUCAGUCUAGUAUUAGAUUUGGAUGAAACGUUAGUUCACUGCAGUUUACAAGAACUUUCGGAUGCUGCAUUUCGUUUUCCAGUCGUCUUUCAAGAUGUAACGUACACAGUGUUCGUCAGAACACGGCCAUAUUUUCGUGAAUUUUUAGAACAUGUUUCGUCACUGUAUGAAGUAAUUCUUUUUACCGCGAGUAAACGAGUUUACGCCAACAAAUUAAUGAAUCUGUUAGAUCCUACAAGGAAGUUGAUUAAAUACCGUCUGUUCAGAGAACACUGUGUUUGCGUUAAUGGAAACUAUAUAAAGGAUCUGUCUAUAUUGGGUAGAGAUUUAUCUAAAACUGUUAUUAUUGAUAAUAGUCCGCAAGCAUUUGGAUACCAGUUGGAAAAUGGUAUCCCAAUAGAAAGUUGGUUUGCUGAUCGUUCAGAUAAUGAAUUAAUGAAGUUGUUACCUUUUUUAGAAAACUUAGUAAACUGGGGAGGGGACGUUAGGCCACGCAUUAGAGAACAGUUUCGACUUUUUAGUUUUUUACCACCAGAUUAAUUUAAGUAGUAAGCACAAAAUUAAUGUGGAAGUACCAGCUUACGACGGUAUAUACAUGUAUGUAUAUCUUAAAAAU